CAGGGCAGAAUUGCGUGCGUACUUGGUCUCCACUUCCUCUUGUGCUCCAUGUGUCCAUGCGAGUGAGCUGCAACACGCUGAGGAGUUUUAAUUUUCAGAUUUGCUUGCAUUUGUUGACUGUAAGAUGGAGGAUGUCGAAGAUGAUUUACAGUUAGGCUUCGAGUCCGAGGAAGAAGACGCCGAUUUAUCGGAUGGAGAGCUCCAGGAAGCCUUCUCCAAGGGGGAGCUGAAGCCUGGAUUAAACAUUCCUCUACAGGAAAAGAAGAUCGUUAACAAUAUGGAAGGUCUGAAGCAGUGCUUGUCCGAGCUGCGAAAGAAAUUACCCUGGUUGGAACGGCUGGAUUUGACCAGUUUGCCAGCGCCUGACAUUGUGGCUAAAGCAGAAGGGAGGCCAGUAGCAGAGGAGAGUGGGGAGAUCAAUGCAGAGGAUGACUUCCAGAGAGAGAUGUUCUUCUAUCGUCAGGCCCAAGCUUCUGUGCUGGAAGCAUUACCACGGUUGCACAAAUUGAAGAUUGCUACCAAGAGACCAGAGGAUUAUUUUGCUGAAAUGGCCAAAUCUGACCAGCAAAUGCAAAAGAUUAGAACAAAAUUGCUGGCCAAACAGACAGCAAUGGAGAGGUCUGAGAAAGCCAAGAAACUCCGAGAGCAGCGGAAAUAUGGCAAAAAGGUUCAGACGGAGGUGCUGCAGAAAAGACAGAAGGCGAAGAAAGCCAUGAUGACUGCAGUAAAGAAAUACCAGAAAGGAAUGACCGACAAGCUUGAUUUCCUGGAUGGUGACCAGGAAAAAGGCAAGAAAGGGGAUAGCCUAUCAAAGCCAGUCAUGAAUCAACGAGGCCCCAGCGCAAAGAGGAAGUACAAGGACCAGAAAUUUGGGUUUGGUGGCAAGAAACGCGGCUCGAAGUGGAACACCAAGGAGAGUUACGAUGAUGUCUCGGGCUUCAAGGCGAAAUUUGCACACGGCAAAGGAGGGAAGUUUGGGAAAGGACGGAAGCAGAAAUCCAAUAAGAGGCCAGGCAAGGAGGUCCGGAAGAAGAUGAAGAAUCGCUCUCGAUAGUUCGGUACCUACAGGCUACAGUCUUUCAAAAACAAAUUCCUUGAAUAGCUGCCAGUGUUUGAGGCUGUUUUUGUGGACACGUCAGUAUUUUCUCCACACCAUCCAGAGGAACCACUGGGAGCCUCAGUGAGUGUCUUGGCACAGCCAGUGUAUGAAUGUUCUUUUGGCAACGUUUUGUACAUGUGCUUUCCAAGGCAAGCAGGAAAACAGCAACAGAGAGUUACAGAACUUGCAGAAGUGAUUUCUCAAAAGUGUGCUGAUGUACAGGUUUCAGUUUGGAGAAGUUUUUUUUAGAUUUCUUUUUUAAAUCGGGAGUUAAAUAAAACUUUCAUGUUAAGAAGAUACACGGGCAUUUCUAUUACAAUACGCUGUAGAAAUAAUGUUAUAGGAAGUACCUUCUUCUGUGUAUAAUCUCAUGACAGUUACCUGUACCUGUGGUUUUGUAUUUUUCUGUACAGAUUUUUCAAGUAUUGAAAAAUAAAUUACUAAAAACAUUCA
Messenger RNA from Lepisosteus oculatus (spotted gar), 1552 nucleotides. RefSeq names its product EBNA1 binding protein 2 (gene ebna1bp2). Gene Ontology annotation, cellular component: nucleolus; nuclear periphery; preribosome, large subunit precursor. Lineage: Eukaryota; Metazoa; Chordata; Actinopteri; Semionotiformes; Lepisosteidae. Gene Ontology annotation, biological process: rRNA processing; ribosomal large subunit biogenesis. The record is from RefSeq and is a predicted model, not a curated record.